UUCAAAUAGUACCUAUUAUUGUUUAUGCAAUGCUUGUAUUUUAGGACAUGGAGACAGUAUUUUAUUUUUAUAAAUCGUUUUGAGUUGUGGUUUAAUUCGUGAUCAUGUAUAUAGCUUGUAAUGGAGACACAAUUUUGACACAAAAAAUAUAAUUGUUGACUUGUUUACGAAGUGUCAAACACACCCAUAUUUUCACGACAAAAGUUAGAGACGAAACUCCUCUUACAUAAGGUUUAUUUAUGCGAAUAAGAAUAGCGACAUUUACUAUCCAUCUCUUUUAACGGUUUUCUCAGAAUGUUCAUGUAUAUGUGAUUGUUUCUUUCCUACUUCGGUUAACAAGUUCUUUAUGACGCGACAAUUCGCUUAACGUUCAUCACUUCAUUGUACAUUAACGAGAGCCGUACGAGAUCACGUUUUUACUUGAAUGUUAACUUCACGUAACUGGAGUUAAAAUUAAGGAUCCCCCCCCCCCCGACACACUUAACUCUCAUUGGAGAUUUGUCUCUGUUCUGUUUUGCAAAAUAAAUUUUCGAAUAGUCAUGUCAUCUAAACCCAAAACAAAGAGAAAGCGCAAAGUCAUAACGAUCCAACAAAAACAGGAAAUUAUCAACAAAUUCGAACAAGGCUUUAAAAGAAGUGUUCUUUGUACUGAAUACGGGCUCCCCCCUUCGACUGUUGCAACCAUAUGUGCUCAAAAAGAAAGACUAAAAUCUGUGAAGGUAAUUGAUAAAUCAACCAGAGUCUUUAAAAACAGGUCUUUCAUAGUCGAAGUAGAGAAGCGUUUGUUAAUGUGGAUAAAGGAAAAACAAAAGACGGGGGACCAAGUAAAUAUGGAAGUUAUUCGUGAAAAAGCCUUAGAGAUUUAUGAACAUGUGAAGAACAGCUUCCCCCGUAGUUCAGAUUACGAAAUUCGUCCAUUUAAGGCUAGUCAAGGUUGGUUUCAUAAAUUUAAAAAGAGAGCAGAAAUUGCGAACUUGGCAGGCUCAUCAAAUAAAAACUUAUAUUUAAACAAAAAAAAGCAGCCUCCUAGCUCUCCUGCUACAGUUCUUAUCUCAGACAGUAACCAUCCUCCAUCUCCACCUGCCAAAAUUCCUAAGAGGCAGGCUUUUCUCAAAGAAUUUCAGGAAGAAAAUUUGAAAAUAAAGAAAAAUUGUCAAGAAAAUGAUUUUACUGACAGGCAAAAUAUUGGUCAUAUCUCUAAGAUAGCUGAGAAUUCUCAGGAACCUUCAAUCAAAAACCUUAUCUGUGUGGUUGAGGAGUCUGAAAAUAUGCCAGAUCCAGUUCGAUUCUCUACUUUUCAAGUUCCAAUACCUACUACGCAACCACAGGCCAUUGAAAUACCACAGCCUCAAGGGAAGAAAAUAUUUAUUCUUGCUGAUCAUCAGAAAAAUGUAAUGUCCAGCCUAGCAUUGCUAUGGAAGAGUGGAAAAUUAUGUGAUGCUAGUAUUGACAAUGGUUCAUCUACAGUGAUGGUACAUAAAGUUGUCUUAUUUGCUGUAUGUCCUAAACUGUUGUCAGUAUUUGGUGCAGAGAUGCUCUCUCAGAACUUUCUCCACAUUAACUUACCACAGGAAGUUAGCACAAAAGCCUUAGAUGCUUUUGCUGAUUAUAUGUAUAAUGGAAUUCUAGAUCUUGAUCCAAAUAUUUUACAUCAGUUAAAAAUCAUUGCAAAACGUUUGGAAAUGAAAGAUUUUGAACAACUGUGUGAUAGUCAACUGCCUAAUACAACACAUCAGCAACCUAUUACAACUACUAAUGCAUUUGUUGCUUCCAACCCAAUGACAGGUAAUGUAUCUGUGUCACAAAAUGUUACAACACCGAAUCAGCUUUCUCCAUGUUUCUCUUCAAUAUCAUCUAACUUUCUUUCAACUAACACUACACUAUCCAGUGGUAUUAAUGACAAGAUUUCAAGAGCUGAAUUAUUACCCAAAGAAAAUAGAGUUACAUUGUUUGGAAACAACUCUAAGGUUGCCUUAUUAGAUACUAUAGAUAUCAAUUCCUCUGGUAAUUUUGUCAUGGCUCCCACGGUGAAGAAUGAACCCAUGGAACCUGAAGAAAGCAGAUAUGAGCAUAGUAAGUUCUAUUCAUCCAUUCCAAUUUCAAACGGUUCUCGGACACGAAGCACCAUGCUGAAUUGUAAGGAUGCAUCCACUUCAGAAUUUGUUUUACCAUUGUUAGAUACCACACAUAGCAAAGCAAUAACAAAUGUGAUGCGUGGAACAUCAUCUAAAUUAAAAUCUAAUACAUUUGAAAGCUCUUUACAUUCUAACUUAGAAUUUGCAUUGCGUACUGAAAAGAACAUGUGUUUCCAAUCUAACCCCAUAAGAGAAAACCCUUCUAAACCACAAAAUCAAACUAUAACAAUUCAGUCAUUUGAUAACAUGGUGACAUCUAGUGGCAAUAAAAGUGUGUAUCCUGCAGGACAUUUUACAGUAGGAAGGAACAGAAAACAAUUAUCAUCAGUGCAACUGCCAGUAUGAAGAUGCUGGUUUCUAUAGAACAGAUUACCUUACUCGAAAUCAUGAAAAAGAGAAUGGAUUGUGUUGAGUUUUUUUAAGUGUUUGUGCUAUUUUGUAUGUGUAUCAUGAUUUUAUGUUCAUGGGCUGGAUGGUUCAGUGGGAUCUAACAGGUUGGAAAACCACAUCUUGCUAUUGUGGCUCGACUUUUGGCAUGGUUUCUAUGACUGGCUGCCCUUCCAAUCAUGAACCACACGGCGCCAGCACUAGUGAAACUAAAGACCCCCAGCCUUCCAUGACUUAAGAGGGAGAAUAGGAGAGAGGGUGGAGACUGGAGACUUUAGGUAAAGUGUUGAGUGAGUUACAGUGUGAGGAUUGGAACAGAUUUGAUGUCAGAGGAUGGUAGUGGGGACAAUAACAGAGACUGUUCAAGAAAGGAGUAAUAAAAGUAAACGAUAAAAGACAUCAUGGAAAAGCCUUUAUACCCAUCAAAAAGUAUGUAAAAACUGCAAAAUUCAUUUUUCAUUUAAUUUAUGAGGAUGUCAGAAUUUACUGUGCAUCACUGUGACCUGGUUCUAAUGUAACUAUGAGGCUGUGGUCUAUCAAUGUAUAAAAUUUUGAAAUAAAUGAAAGGUGGAUUUGACAGUUUUUUUAUCUUUUUAGAUAGCCAUAAUGGCUCUUUCACAACAUGAUAGUUUUAGUUUCAACAUGGUCUCAGUUCAAAUCACUUGCAAGAAAGGUACAACUCUGAAAUGUACUUGUGGGUUAAUUUAACAUUUUAUAUAUGCAUAUGAAUAUCAUCAUCAUUGUUUUACAUUCUGCUUUCCAUGCUAGCAUGGGUUUAUGCAUAUAUAUAUAUCUAUAUAUUGGAUGAUCCAGUGGACUGUUACUCUGGAAUUUCCUUGAUAUGUAGCCUGUUCUUGGGUAAGAAUAAGCUGGAUAGGUAUAUGUGCAUAGACACACGUGUAGACUGCAGGCUGGGCUGUGUGAUUAACAAGUGUGCUUUCCAACCAUGUGGUUUUGGGUUCGGUUCUAUUAUGCAGCACCUUAAGCAAGUGUCUACUAUUAUGGCCUUUAUGAAUGGGUUUGUUACACAGAAACUUAAAGUCACUUGUAUGUGUAUGUACAUAUAUGUUACUGUGUGUUCGUGUAUAUUUGCACUUCUUCAAUAAUUACCAGUAGGUAAUGACACAUGAUAUAUAUAUAUAUAUAUAUAUAUAUAUAUAUAUAUAUAUAUAUAUAUAUAUAUACAUAUAUAUCAUCAUCAUUUAAUGUCCAUUUCCCAUGCUGGAAUGAGAUGGACAGUUUGACUGAGGACUGGCAAGCCAGUAGGCUGCACCAGGCUCCAGUCUGAUCUGGUAAAGUUUCUACAGCUAGAUGCCCUUCCUAACACCAACCACUUUGAGAGUGUAAUGGGUGCUUUUUAUGUGCCACUGGUAUGGUAGCCAGUCAGGUGGCACUGGUAUCAACCAUGUUUGGAUGGUGCUUUUUACAUGCCACCAGCACAGAGCAACUCAGGUUGCUCUGGCAUCAACCCACACUUGAAUGGUGCUUAUUACAUGCCACCAGCACCGGUGGCAGUCAGGCGGCACUGGCUCAAGCUACAACUAUGAUUUCACUUGUCUCAACAGGUUUUCUCAAAUAGUGUAUUGCCCAACAAUUCAAGGGUACUUUUAAAUGGGCUGGUUAUACAACACUAGUAUUGGCCAUGGCUGCAAUCUCAUGUCUAAGGAAUUCUACACAUUUGUGAAACUCCAGCAUAACAGGCCACUAGAUCAGCUUAAAUAAACAAUAUAUACAUGUACAUACAUGUAUAUACAUACACAUGCAUAUAGUAUAUAUAAAAUCUGGAAUUAACAAACAAAUUUAAUUUUAUAACAUAUUGAUAAAUAGUUAUAUUUUUGUAUUAAACAUUUUCACAAAAAG
Molecule: messenger RNA, 4382 nt
Organism: Octopus bimaculoides (California two-spot octopus)
Lineage: Eukaryota; Metazoa; Mollusca; Cephalopoda; Octopoda; Octopodidae
Cellular component (GO): nucleus
Molecular function (GO): DNA binding; protein binding
Source: RefSeq, a predicted model, not a curated record